Monosiga brevicollis MX1 is the source of this 1029-nucleotide messenger RNA. RefSeq lists its product as uncharacterized. The record is from RefSeq and is a predicted model, not a curated record. The transcript has 10 exons. Gene Ontology annotation, cellular component: nucleus. Gene Ontology annotation, biological process: chromatin organization. Lineage: Eukaryota; Choanoflagellata; Craspedida; Salpingoecidae. The coding region runs from base 1 to 1029 and encodes 342 amino acids.
AUGAGUCAGUAUACGGGGCCGGCCCAAAAGGGCCGGCGAGCCAUUGAGCUGAUGCGUCAGCGCGAGAAGCGCGAGCAGGAACUCAAAGAGCAGACGGAGCGAAUGGAGCAGGAACAGGCUCGCCAUGCUCGAGUUGCCGGCAAGUUUGAGACGCGGAUCAGUAAUGCUGCCGAGGCGGAGGCUGCUGUCAAGACGUACGGUCUUGUCACCCUGGAUCAGAUGAAGGCGGUCCAAGCUGAGGCCGAAGCUGCACGAGCACGCAAGGUGGCAGAUGCGCUGGCCGCUGAGGAGGCCGAAGCUGCCAAGAAGGCAGCCAUGCCCGAGCCCACCAAGAAGCGUACCAAAGCCAAAGUCAAGGUCUCUCUCUUGUACUGCAUACCAUUGCGCACCGCGGUCCUGUCCUUUGGUGGUGAUGAGGAAGAGGAAGAAGACGAAGCCCCUCUGCCCCCUAAGAAGCGCCUGGGCAAGAAUCCAGAGGUGGACACGUCCUUUUUACCAGACCGUGAGCGAGAAGAGCAGGAGCGUUUGCGCCGGGAGGAACUUCGCAAGGAGUGGGUUGAAAAGCAGGAGGAGAUGCGAAACGAACCGAUAGAAAUUACCUACUCAUACUGGGAUGGCUCGGGUAACCGCCGAACCGUUCAAGUUGCCAAGGGCAAUUCAAUUGGCCAGUUUUUGCAGGCGGCUUUGAAACAAUUGCGUGCCGACUUUCCCGAGUUGCGCGCCGUCUCUGCCGAUUCGUUGGUGUAUGUCAAGGAGGAUUUGAUCAUGCCGCACCAUCAUACUUUUUAUGAUCUCAUCGUUUCAAAAGCGCGCGGCAAAUCCGGUCCCCUGUUCCACUUUGACGUCCAUGACGAUGUUCGGUUACAAUCUGACGUGCGCGUAGAGAAGGAGGAGUCACAUGCUGGCAAGGUCUGUUUGCGCUCAUGGUACGAGCGUCACAAGCACAUUUUCCCGGCCUCGCGCUGGGAACCAUACGAUCCGACCAAGGACUACGGUUCUUAUACAAUUUCCGACGGACGCAAACCAUAA